AGUGCUUUAUUAAACAGUAGACUAAUAUUUCCACCUUUUUCUUUAACACGGCAGUAAGCCUAUGGGUGAGAUUUCUAAUUCGUUAGCUGCUAUAGGGAAAUAAUGAGAAGAAUAACACGCAGUAAAUGGUAAAACUAUUUGCACUACAAACCAGUUUGCUCAUAUUUAAGAUAAUACAUUAAAAUAAUACGGCAAGACACCUGUUUGCAAUAUCAAGCAGCAAAACCAACUGUUUUGUACAGCUAAAAAUAGCUGGACGCAGAUGAGACCGGAAGCCUCACCCAGAAAAUUUACAUAUGGCCAAGCCCACUCUUAAGGCAAAAAAAAAAAAAAAAAAUGAAUAUGUUGUGUGCAUAUUUGUGAGAUGUUACUCAAUGUUAUUUUAAAAUUGCUUGCACUUUUUUUCAUUAAUUUAGGGAGGUUUUUUUGUAGUGACAUUUGAGCUCUUACUACAAUCUCUGUCAACCUCAUUCUUCAACGUGUAAGUAAGCCAAUAGGCAAGACUUCCGGUUCAUUAGCUGCUAUAGGAAAAUAAUGAGAAGAAUGACAACGUGCAGUAAACGGUAAAACUCUUUGCACUUCAAACCAGUGUAAAGAUAACACAUUAAACUAAUAUAAUACGUGCUAAUUUACAAUAUCAUGGAGCAAAACAAGCUGUUUUAUACAGAUAAAGGUAGCUGUGGCGUCCAGAAGAGCGGAAGCCACACCCAUACAAUUUAUACAUGGCCGCGCCCGCUCUUACCGUAAACAUAAGGUGGAUACAACCAUUAUUUAUUAUUGUUAUUAUUUAAAUCCUUAUCCAGUAAACGUGAAUGACAGGAAAAAUAAUGGAAAUUCGUUUUUGAGGUGUGGGACUUUACGUAAGAGCGCCGCACCUUUUCUUGGGAAGUGCACAAAAGUUGGUUUUGUGUGUGAAAACGGGUCACCUGUUCGUCAUUAGAUGUUUCCCGGCUGUUUCUCUUACUUUAAAAUGUCUUGCGCUUUCGUAAGUACGCUCAUACACUAGCAGAAGCGUAGCUCAUAAAUAAUUAAGUGAAUUAAAGUUACGUAUCACGUUAAUCUUGAAUAUUAAAAAGGCAAUGCUGACGUUUCUCGACUGUUCGCCAAUGGCGAACGCUUGGCUUUUGAAUAUUAAUACAGUCUUGCUCGCGUUGCUUGGUAACCUUCCAAUUCCAAACUGCAUGGCUCAUGAAUAUUAAGAGAAAUCCUUUAGCGUAGUAGGAUUCUUAUCCAGGAAAUGCAUUUCCAAGUAUCACUGUCACAAACACGAAAAUGGCACCCAACAGGAAUUACACCCUUCAUACCGCAAGUUUCAUUUCAAAACAUAGAGGGUUCAUAAGUUGAGAUUUUAUACGUUUCGGAUCUAAAAGAAUGGUGAGAGGGAUGCGCUCGUCGUCGGAUGUGGAAUACAGUGCGGUGGGAGAGGGACUCGGGAUGCGGGAGUUCUGGCUCUAUGUGUGGCUGCGCAGACUGGCUGUGGUCGCUGCGCACAUCAUCUCACUCGGCCUGGUUAUUCUCACAUCCAUACUGUCCAGACCAGGAACUAGUCUCUUCUCAUGGCAUCCUGUCUGCAUGUCACUUGGGUUUUGUCUGUGCAUGACAGAAGGGAUCCUGCUUUUCUCUGCCGAAGGCAGCCCGUUCUGUUUCAAAUCUCGUAAGUGGAAGGUCCGUCUGCACUGGUUCUUCCAGGCUCUGCUGCUGGUGUGUGGCGCUACAGGAUUCGGCUUCAUGGUGGCCAGCAAGAACAUCAAGGAGCAUCCGCACUUCACAUCCUGGCACAGCCUGCUAGGAGUCGCCACGAUGGCUGCUACCGUCCUGCAGGCGAUCUGUGGCGUCUUCCUCCUCUUCCCCAAACUCAUUAGCACUCACUCGUUCCCUCGGUUGAGACUGUAUCAUGCCACCUGCGGUCUGGUGGCCUACCUGCUGGCCACUGUCACGGUUGUGUCAGCCAUGUUUACAGACUGGUUUCAGGCAUCGGUGACAGACACAAUCUGGUAUAUAUUCCUACUCCUUCCACUUUUUCCCGCCUUAGUGGUGAUGAACCAAAUCACUAGUGCCUUCCUCCCCAAAAAGAAAAUUACUAGCUAAAAAACGAAAGCCUUAGAGCUUAUUAAGGGAUCUGAACUAUAGUAGGCUUUAAAGCAGCACUACUUUGAGGAUGUGAUGACAUUUUAGAAACAGUACAUUUGACAAAUUUUGAUAUUUUGAAUGAGAUUUCGUCUCCGUCUCAAAUGGCACACUUAUUGUGCAUUUACAGUCUUGUAGAGGUAAAAAAUAGAGUUGAUACUUUUCUACGUAAAAUAGUAAACAUUCAUCCAGGCCAGUAGGUGUCAGUAUAAAGUCCAAAAGCACAGUUGUAUUUUAAGAAAACAAAUUAGAGUGAAAUGUCCAGCGGUGUGUCUGAAACUGCGUACUGUUUGAGUACGUACUACAUCUUUUGGCAUACUCUUUUUCGCAUACUAUAAAGUAGGAGAAUUAUUCGACUUUGGAUAUAGCGCAAGACUGCAUCCGAAAUGGCAUACUGGCCUACUACACACUACUUUCUGUAUUUAUUAGGGAUGUAACGAUAUUAUCAAUAUCAUGGUAUUGCGAUAGCAAAACUGUCUUGAUAUUAUCGUGGUCGCAUGACGAUAUGAAACUGUAGGUCUUACGGGGAAAAAAGUGUUUUUAAAAUACAUUUAAACUUAAUAUUCUAACAUAAACAGUCUUUAAAGUUGUGUUUUGGGGCAUUAUGCUUUGGCACAGUAUCUGUCAAACAAACUAAAACUGAAUGCACAAUAUGGCUUAAUCCCUUUUCCAAAGUCCAAAAGUAGCCCAAUCGCUUUCUGAAGGGGUUCCCCCUUAAAAAUCGCUGGUGGGGUAAAAUACACGUUUUUUGGCGAGGUUCCCCUGGUAUAAUUAGCACUCAAGGGGCUAAAUUUAACAUUAUUGAGGUAGCUUUAACCCCCGGACAUGAUAAAUAACCCACGGCAACAGAGUUAAAGUAGCCCAAUUCCGCAGGAAAAACGCGGAUUUGGCAACACUGGCCCACUUCGUUCAGGUGAUCAACUCGUGAUCCGGUGUUUUCUGUGCCUCAGUUCACAGUGAACGCAGUGAACUCGUUUAUUGCAUGUGCUGUGAGUUUAGUACAGGUUUGAGAACGCAACGGCCAACAGUUAUGCUCCACUGCCAUUUCCGUCAAAACAAAAGCUUAAAAAUGCAGGAUGAAUUGCUGACAGUUAGCGGUUUAAAUGGGUAACGUUACUGCAGUACAAAUUCAAAAUAUCCUUUUCAAGUGUAGAAAUUAGGAUAACAUUGUAAUUUCCCUCCUGUAGUGUAAAGCAAAAAUAAUAUACCUACGAAAUAUUAAUUUUCAUUUUAUUUUACAGUGUUUUAUAAUAUGUGACCAUGGACCACAAAACCAGUCUUAAGUAGCACAGGUGUAUUUCUAGCAAUAGCCAAAAAAUACACUGUAUGGGUCAAAAUUAUCGAUUUUUCUUUUAUGGCAAAAAUCAUUAGGAUUUUUAAGUAAAACUUAUGUUCCAUGAAGAUAUUUUGUUUUCUAUAUAAUAUAAGAUUAAUAUAAUAAUAAUAAUAAUAUAAUAUAAGAAGUUUUCUACCGUAAUUAUAUCAAAACGUAUUUUUUGAUUAGUAAUAUGCAUUGCUAAGAACUUAAUUUGGACAACUUUAAAGGUGAUUUUCUCAUUAUUUAAAUAUUUUUUGCACCCUCAGAUUCCAGAUUUUCAAAUAGUUGCAUUUCAACCAAAUAUUGUCCUUUUCUAACAAACCAUACAUCAAUAGACAGCUUAUUUAUUCAGCUUUUCAGAUCACAUAUAAACCUCAAUUUCAAAAAUUGACACUUAUGACUGGUUUUGUGGUCCAUGGUCACAUAUAUGGCUAUUGCUGUCAUAGGAAUAACAAUAAUAUGAAAUUAUUAUUACAUUUCUAGUUUUUAUUUAAAGUUAUUAUUAUAUUUCUAAUUUGUUUAGCUUCUAAAACACCAGUGUGAAUGUAAUUUAGACUGAAACAGUAUACCACAAAUAAAAAGAGGGUUGAGUCCCCUUUAAAGUUCAGGUACGAGUCAAUUCACUGAUUAUUUCCUGUUUAAAGUUUUCUUAGUUAAGAACAUGGGUUGGAGCUUUUAAUUUUUAACUCUCAAAGUGCCUUAGAUAAAAGAAUUUAACUUUAAAAUGUACUAAAUUUUCAUUUUUUCCCCAAGUCUUCAUUUGUCUUUUUUAAUAUCGCAAUACAUAUCACAUUGUGGACUUCAUAAUCAAGAUAUUAACGCAAAGUAAGUUUUUGAUAUCAUUACAUCCCUAGUAUUUACAGAAUUUUGUUUGUUAAAUACAAAGAAUGUUUAAGUGAGAA
Labeo rohita (rohu) is the source of this 4347-nucleotide messenger RNA. RefSeq names its product probable transmembrane reductase CYB561D1 (gene cyb561d1). The record is from RefSeq and is a predicted model, not a curated record. Lineage: Eukaryota; Metazoa; Chordata; Actinopteri; Cypriniformes; Cyprinidae. The coding region runs from base 1372 to 2088 and encodes 238 amino acids. Gene Ontology annotation, molecular function: transmembrane monodehydroascorbate reductase activity. The transcript is spliced from 4 exons.